AUGAAUAAUAAUUGUAAGAUUCAAAAAUUAAAAUUAGAAAAUGACAUUAUAUACUCCUCCAAUUUAAUAAUAAAUGAAGAUGAUAUUGCCGAUUUUGUUUCAACGUUAAACAUUCAAAAAAAUAUAAAUGAUAAAAAUUAUUUAAUACAUAAUUUAAAUACAGUCAAAGAAAUACAAUUAAGUAGCCUCAAAAUUAAUGAUUGGGGUUUAUCUAUUCUUAUACCCUGUAUAUUAAGAAGCAGAAGACUUACAACAUUAAAUCUCUCAAAUAACAGUUUGACAAAUGAUAGCGCCAACAUUUUGUCAAAGUGUAUAAAGUAUUUGCCACAUCUAAGGUGUCUCAAUUUAUCUAAUAAUUUAAUAAAAGAAGAAGGGGCAAUUAAUAUUAUUCAAGAAUUUUUUCAAGAUCAUAUAAAAGAAAAUUCAAACCCUAGUAACAUUUAUCAAGUACUUAAUGUAGAAAAAAAAAAAAAUAUUUCUACAAAUAAUAAUAAAACUAAUCUAAGCAAUUGUCACGAUGUAAUACAACCUAAUCAUAUAAACAAUUUUAUAUUUGAAAAUCAAAAUUGUAAUAAUAUUUUAGACUACAAACAAGAUAAAUAUAUUAUUCCCAAUGAGUUUAAUGAUUCUCAUCAUAUAUGUAAUGAUGACAAAAAUUUUGAAAUCUUUGAAGAUAAAACAGAAAAUGAGGAUCUACAAGAAAUUGACAUGUCAGAUAAUUUUUUAGGUAACAAUUUUAUAAUUAAAUUAAGUGAUAUCUUACAUAAUAAAAAAGACAAAAGGAAAUAUAAAAUUGUUAUAAAAAAUGUAGCCAUUAAUAAUACAUCUAUUUCUUAUUUUCUAUCUAAAUGUAAAGAUGUAGAAAUAUUAAAUAUAUCAGAAAAUAAUAUUAUAUCUGAUAACCUUCCAAAGGAUAUUGAAAUAUUUUUUGAUAUACAGCCAAAUUUAAAACAAUUAUAUUUAGCAAGUAUAUGUGGAGAUCAUCCAACAGGUGAUAAUAAUAUAAACAAUAACAACCACAAUGAUUUAUAUAAUAACAAUCACAAUGAUUUAUAUAAUAACAAUCACAAUGAUUCACAUAAUAAAUAUUAUAAUGAUUCAUAUAAUGAUUGUGAUAUAAUUUACAAUAGAAUGACUAGCCAAAAUAAAAUAUUCACAUGCUUAAUUAAUAAUUUAUAUAAGGCAAAAAAUUUACGCAUACUUUGCCUUUCAAAUAAUAAUAUUAAUGAUGAAAACUUCAAAAUAUUUUGUUUACAUAUCCAACAUAAUAAAGACAAUAAAAUUGAAGAAAUCGAUUUUUCAUAUAAUAAUAUCACAGAUCUUAACCCUUUAAAUGAAUGUUUAAAAAAUAACGACACAUUAAAAAUUAUCAAUUUAUCUAAUAAUCAUAUAACAGAUGAAAAAAUAAAAAGAUUUUGUUAUGAAAGUCUUGCAAGCAAUUUCAAUAUUUCUGAGCUCUCUUUAUCUUAUAAUAAAUUAUCUAAUAAUUCUUGUAUUUACAUAUCAGAUGCCUUGAUAAAUCAGGCCACUCUCAUUAAAAAUUCUCUAAAAGAAACGAAUGAAUACGUAAAACAAAAUUCUAGUUCAACACAGGAAGACUUGGAUAUGUAUAUAAAAAAAAUGAAUUAUAAAAAAAAUGAUGAUAAAAAAAAUGAUGAUGAUAAAAAAAAUGAUGAUAAUAAAAAAAAUGAUGAUGAUAAAAAAUUUUAUGAUGAUAAAAAAUUUUAUGAUGAUAAAAAAUUUUAUGAUGAUAACAUAAAUUUUAAUACAUAUAAAAACCCAAGCAACAUAAAUAAUAUUUAUAACACACCGAAUGACCAAUCUUGUAUUUCAAUCCAUAAUGAUAAUAAACAAACACAUAGAACAGAUAAGAAUCACUUGAAUACAUAUAAUAAUAAAGAAGAUAUUAAUAAUAUAAAUAUAUUAAAAGAUAUAAUAAUUAAUAGACAUAAUGAAGAAAAUAAUUUUUUUUCAUGUAUAGGUUUAUCAAAUUUUUAUAGAGCAACAGAUUUAUCAAAAAAUUUAUAUCUACAAGAAAAUCGUAGAAAUUGUAUAUAUAAAAAAAAUGAUCAUUUUAAUAAAUUAUAUAAUUCGAAUAAUAUAUUUUCAGCUAACUGUUUAAAAGGUCUCAAAUUUCUUAAUCUUUCAGGUUGUAAUAUAAAUAAUGAAGGUAUUUCAUAUCUUUUAAAAUCUUUAAAAACAUCAUUAUGUACCUUAGAAUAUUUAGAUAUAUCAUGUUGUCAAGAUUUAAGUGAUAAUACAUAUCAAGAAUUUACUAAUUUAAUAUCUUAUAAAAAAUAUAAAUUUCUAAAAAAUAAAAAUUUUAUAUUUAAAAAUUUACCUCUCACUGUCAGAGGAAUUCCACCUAUGUUGAUCCCUCUCUAUGAUUCUGAAGAUAACACAGACAAGAGCAGCACAGAAUCGGAUUGGUGGAAUUAUAAAAAGGAAGACUAA
Plasmodium gaboni is the source of this 2454-nucleotide messenger RNA. Its product is annotated as leucine-rich repeat protein. The transcript is spliced from 3 exons. The record is from RefSeq and is a predicted model, not a curated record. Gene Ontology annotation, molecular function: protein binding. The coding region runs from base 1 to 2454 and encodes 817 amino acids. NCBI's taxonomy places the organism in Eukaryota, Apicomplexa, Aconoidasida, Haemosporida, Plasmodiidae.